AAAAGAAGCGAGCAGUAAAUGAGCAUUUGACGGCAAAAGAGUUGGAAGAAGCAGAGAUGGAGAUAAUAAAACUACAUCAAGAAAGAGAAUGGCCAGUGGAACUAAGGAAAUUGAAGACAUUGGGAACGGUGGAUCAUCAAAGUAAAAUAGCUUCACUACAUCCACAGUUGGAUCGAAAUGGCAUAAUGCGGGUUGGUGGAAGACUUGCUUUGUCAGAGCUGAACUAUAACCAAAAGCAUCCAAUAAUUAUUCAAAAGUCAAGAUUAGCGGGAAAUAUCAUUCGAAAUUGUCAUAUUCAAACGAUGCAUGGAGGAAAUCGACUUAUGGAAAAUAUACUAAGACGAAAAUAUUGGAUUAUUGGAGCUAAAAAUAGGAUAAAACUUUGCAUUAGGUGUUGUCCAAGAUGUACGCGCUUUAGAGGUGAAGUGCGAAAUCAAUUGAUGGGAAAUUUACCAGCUUACCGUGUCAGUAUAAAUCAACCCUUUCAACACUGUGGCAUUGAUUAUGCGGGUCCGCUACAAAUACGGUGCUCCAAAACAAGAGGAGUGAAGGCUAUGAAGGGUUACGUAGCGGUGUUCGUAUGCAUGGUAACUAAGGCGGUUCAUUUGGAAGCUGUCAGCGGACUUACAACGGAAGCAUUUCUGGCGGCGCUAAGGCGAUUUUUCGCGAGAAGAGGAAAAUCAACCGACUUAUAUUCAGACAACGGAACGAACUUCGUAGGGGCAGCAAGGCAGCUUGACAGAGACUUUUUGGAUGCCGUUAAAAACAACACGAAGUUAGCUCCCAUUUUGGAAAAUGAAAAAAUAAGUUGGCAUUUCAUUCCGCCGGCAGCUCCUCACGUUGGAGGAAUUUGGGAAGCAGCAGUGAAGUCCAUGAAAUAUCACCUAAAAAGAAUAAUUGGUGAUACGAAAUUGACUUACGAGGAGUUGAGUACGGUGCUAUCUCAGAUUGAAGCAGUAUUAAAUUCGAGGCCGCUACAUGAACUUGGAAGCGGUACAGAAUAUAUUGACACUUUAACACCUGGACAUUUCUUAAUUGGGCGUCCGAUGUUAGAAUCACCGGCGACUAUCGAUGAAGGUAACUUAGGAUGUCUUAAUAGAUGGAAACUGCUACAACGAAUUAAAAGUCAUUUUUGGAGCAGAUGGAAAGAGGAGUAUCUAACCACAUUACAAAACCGAAUGAAAUGGAAGAAACAAAAUAAUAAUGUGGAAAUAGGCAAUGUGGUGAUAUUGAAAAACGAAGAAACGCACGCGGCGCGAUGGCCACUGGCCAAGGUGGUAGAAGUCCAUCCAGGGAAGGACGGAGUUGUAAGGAUUGUGACAGUUAAAACACAAGACGGCGUGAUAAAGAGGCCAAUUAACAAAUUAUGUCCAUUGGAGCAUAUGGACGAGGAAUCUGAAGAAUUGCCCAGACAGGAAAAACAGGCGGAAAUUACACAUACUAAUAUGACAAGAUGUGAGCGAAAAAUAAGGAAACAACCAAUAACGUGGGCAAUGAUGCUGAACUUAUUUUUACUAAUAUCUACCAAGGCAUCAUCUGUACAUGAACUGAAUAGUUCGGCUGCGGUAUAUUUGGAUCCCAUGUCUCAAAUUCACAUGGUUUCCUCAUCAUGGAAUAUGGUUGUGUACUUUGAGCUGAAACCAUAUUUAGAAACAUUAGACCUGGCUUCCGAAUUGCUGAAAACAUCAAAAAGCUUAUGCCCACGACUUCAAACUUUUGAGGAGCAGUGUUGGUCCACGAUUAACAAUAUGGAACUCAAGAUUAAUAAGAUAAAGACCAACAAUCGAUUAUUCCUCAGAGAAGACAAUCGUCAAAAAAGAGGAGCUCCGUUGAAAUUUGUAGGUUCGUUUCAACACUGGGCAUUUGGGGUAAUGGACGAUGACGAUCGAGUAGCUAUGGAGAGCAAUAUGAAAAAUCUAUUAGCCAACCAAAAGGAUUUGAAGAAGUUAGCAAAACAACAGACAUCUGUAGUCGACGCUACAGUAAAUCUUUUAAGGAAAACCACAGAGGAAGUGAAUUCGCACUUUUCGGAUAUCAAAGGCAAAAUUGAGAACAUAAGUGCUACAAUGAAUGAGAAUUACUUCGUGUAUAGAGAAUCCAUACGAUUCUUUAUAAUAGCAAAACAAAUUCAUGAGCUUUUGGAAGAAUGUGACGAAGUCCAAAAAGAAGUUGUUGAUGCAUUAAUUGAUGUAAACAGCGGUAAGUUUCAUCCCGUCCUGAUAACACCCAAACAAUUACAAGCAGAGAUAGUAAAAAUACGAGAUGCUCUGCCUGAAAAAUAUGUACUGCCAGGAAAGCGUACGGGAAUGGAAUUAAAAGAGAUCUUACAUUUGAUGACGUGCCACGGAUCGUUUGUGGGGUCCCAACUGGUAAUUAAUAUAAAAAUACCGCUGUUCAAUCGGCAGUCAUCCCAGUUUUACAAAGUAAUUCCGAUACCAUUUGAAGAAGGAAAUACGAUAUUGAUAGCCCGGGUGAAUUCCCCGUACAUUGUAUAUAAUUUUGAGCUGGAUUCUUUUCAUUUCUUAACACAGCCUAUGCUGAAUGAGUGCAAAGAGACGUUGGGUAAGGAGAUAAUGUGCGAAGAGAAUUUUCCAUGGAGAGAUGCAACUACAAAUAAUUGUGAAUUAUCUCCUCUGAGACCGCACAUAAAACUAAACUGCGCCUAUGACGAAGUGGAACGAAUGCCUUAUUGGAUGCCAUUGAAACGAAAUGGCAAUUGGCUUUUUAAAACCUUUUCAAGUGCAACAGCUCAUUUGCAAUGCUCUCACAAACAACAGACGAUUAUGGAACUUCCAAAGCAAGGAAUUCUCACGCUGGAUGCAGACUGUACAGCGAGGAUCGGUAAAGAUGUAAGUCCGGACGAAAAAGAAUCAAUCAAACCCCUUGGAAAUAUACUUAUCAAUCAUCAUCAAGAAAUUGACGAGCUAAAGAAAUUCGUGGACAAGUUAAAGAAAGAAAAUGUGGAAUUGCGAGGCUUGAAGUUCCAUCACAUCUCAUCACACGUAGCUUUUAUUUUAGUAAUUAUAGUAAUAAUAAUUCUAAUUAUUUUAUUUAUAAGAAGACAGAAAAAAUUAAAACGCAUAACCGAAAUUCAAUUUCCCCGAGGCCAGGAUGUCUAAAUAAAUUAUUUGCCGCCCGGGAAAAUGUUCAUAAAACUAUGAACAUGAAAGACUGCUGCAAUAAAUUAGAUCGUUAAGUGAUUUAGGCUAUAAAAUGUUUAUGUAUUUUUAACCCAACAUUCUAGAGUACUUGUAAAUGUGUGUGCAUGAAAGAUAAGAGCAUAAGGGAUGAUAACACUUCAUGCUGCUGGAGACGCAUUGAUAAUAAAGAAUAUUCUCCCAUAAACAUGCGCUCAGCUGGGGAGUAAAUAUAGAUCACAGCAAUUGUGUGUUGCAUUAGGCCUAUGCAUAGAAUUAGAAAUGUCAAGUGUUUGUAGCCUUAAGUAGAUGCAUAAGAUUAAACCCCCCUAAGAUUUCUGUUGUGUACUAGCACUUAAGUAAUACAUUUUGUUCAAUAAAAUUAGAAUUAAACUGACAAACGAACAAACAA
Molecule: messenger RNA, 3549 nt
Organism: Musca domestica (house fly)
Lineage: Eukaryota; Metazoa; Arthropoda; Insecta; Diptera; Muscidae
Exons: 2
Coding region: 57-3119 (1020 amino acids)
Biological process (GO): DNA integration
Molecular function (GO): nucleic acid binding
Source: RefSeq, a predicted model, not a curated record